AUGGCAGACGACAAGUUUGCCGCUCUUGCACAUAACAAAAAGCAUGCUAUUUUGGAUGGUAUGGAGUCCAAUAACACUAAGCGCAACACAUUGAUUGAGCCAAGAUCUACAGAGAGUCGCAAAUGUUAUAAUGAGUGUAAAGAACGACAACUCUGGUCAAAGGAUUGUAACAUCCGAAGUUCCAGCUGCCCAUCCCAUGCUAAGGUGUUUGUACAGUUAGUCGGUCAAAAUGUUGUAUCCAAUUACUACAUGAUUAAGGUCUUCUCCAGUGGCAGGUUCCUGUUACAGCGAGGCAAUAAAGACAUACUUCUGAUACGCACGAAAGAAUACCUGGGUCCUGUGGAGGAAGUCAAAGUUGUUGUAUCUGGAUUAAAGACUGUUUCAUGGAGACCCAAUUCUGUGUCAGUGACCUGCAUGACAUCAGGGGAGGCCUAUUUUGUGGACUGUCGACUUUUAAAUGCAAACAAUACUGCCACAGAUGGAGAUGACUAUGUCUUUUUUGCUGAUAACAGGAAAUCUUGGAGCUGCCAUGCCAUUUUGAGAAGGAUUGCUACAUUUCACCCAUGGUUAUCUCCCUUCAACGUGCCUUUAAGAUUUGGCAAAUUCACAUCAGUUGUCAGCACCAGCCUUGUCUUCCUAGCCUUGACCUUACUGAUGACCUUGACCCUGGUGGGUUACAUCUUGACAGUCAAUAAUGCUGCUGACAUUUUCUGCUUGGAAAUUGACUUUGUCAUCAUGACAGUAGUUGUUGAGGUAGCUGUCAGUCUUGUCAUGUACCUUCUUAAUAUAUUGCUGAGGAAUGUGAAAUCAGGAAAGAAAGAAGUGAUUGACAAAUUGUUUCCUAAAUCUGAUAACAUUUAUCACAGUAUAACUAAUCAAGAAAGCUAUGUUGAGAAACAAGGCAAUAAUGAGAAAAAGUCAAACUCACAGGUUUCUUUCAGUAUUACUAAUUUCUCUUCAGCACAAAGCAGAAGCUCCUUACAAAAUGCAAAAAUAAGUGAUAACCAAAUAUCAGAUACAAAUUUCAAGAGCUUCAUUUCAUUAAGUCUUCUACAGCCAGAACAAAGUGACAAUGAUCAACUGGAAAUAAAUAUACCUGAAUCUUACCAAAGACUUGGAGAACAUGUGAACACAACUGAGGUAGGAUCAAUUCAGGACAUCAGCAAGACCAAGGAUUUGUUCAAAAGCAACACUGGUAUUGAUGUUUAUGAUGUGGAAGGAGAGGACAGGGAUGUGUUCAGAAGCAGUACUAACUUUGAAAUACAUCCUCUAGAGGGGGAUUCACAUGAAGUGGAUUUUAAUGUUUCAGAUGAAGGGAGAUUGAAUUUAGAGAUGAACACUAGCUUUCUUUCACUUGAUCAAUUCAGAUAUACAGAACAGGAUAGCAAUAACUCAGCAGACAAAGACAGCCAAAACACAAACACAAGAAAAAAAAGUGGGGGAACAAACACAAAAUCCUCAGUAGAAGAUGAAGAGAAAUACGCUUAUGGUGGAAAAAGGGUUAAUCAUGAUCCAGCUAAAAAACUAACUCGUCCUUAUAAUGCAGAUUAUGCCUCAAAAAUUUCUGUAUUCAAUACUGAGAUGCUUGAGGAAUCUCCAUUUUUGGAUAUAGAAUCAGAAUCAGAUGCAUUCUUAGAUGUUGCUGACUCAGAAUUUGAAAUAACCCAACAGGUAGCAUUACAUUCAGUCAGUGAUGAGUGGCAAAGUUCUGUUGAUGUGAGUAUGAAGCCUUGUGCUUAUAGUCGCUCUCUGCCAUGCAAUCAUACAGUGAAACAAAGACAAACACUUGAACCUGCAGAAGGGAAUGUUUUGCCAGAAGGCUAUGUGGACGGUGCAGCACAAGACACUUUUAACAAGACAAAAAAAUGUAUCCAAAGUUCUUUUUCCAGACCAAAAACCAAAGAGUAUGCAGGUGGCUCUUUAUCAAAAUCAAAUGAGAGAGGCUAUCAGGAAAACAUUUUUCCUAAAUCAAAUGACCCUUUUUAUGACCACAAUGCAUAUGGUCAGGCACAAGACUUCACAGAACAGAAGCAAUACACAAAAGUUGUUCCUGUGAAGAAUGUAUCACCGGAAAGUACGACGGUCGACACAAGGGAGGAACUUCUCUCACAUAGGCAGGUCAGCCUUGAAAUGAACAACAUUGAUGAGUCUCGGGAUGAGGCAGAAUAUUUUUUCGAGAUAGAAAACAAGUUAUCUGACCACCAACACAGUUCCAUUAGUUUUGACAGGCAGAGUACUAAUUCAGAAUUUCAGGUUAAGGAUGAAACUACUGGUCCUCGCUCUGUCUUGCUGCCUCAAAGACAGACAAAUAGUACAUCCUCAGAAUCGGAUGAGGUACAGCAGCAAAUCCAUAGAAGAAGUAUGCAACUCCAAGUAACAGCAAGAACAUUGUCUUCACAACUUCUUUUACAUUUAUGUGAGACGCGUCGUCUACUACAUAUCCAUGCCCAUUUCAGCACCAUAUACAACAAGACAAAAUCAGCUUUAAAUACAUGGAUAACCAAUGUAACAGAAGAACAAGUGUUCAGUGUUCUACUCAGAAACAGGAUACUAGCAAUCCAAAAAGACCCUCUUGCUGUGAAGAUAUCUUGUCUGGGUAAUGAAGUGUUGGAAUGGUCCAAGAGCAAAAUUCUUGGUGAGCAGUGUAUCCGGCAGUUUAUACAGCUUGUCUGUGAGGUCAUGGCUCUCCCUAGACACCCCAACUUUAGGCAAAGAUUAGAAAGACAGAUACAAGACACUCUUACACAUCACCUCCAUAAUUUCACUCAACAGUUCUUCGACCAUCUGAAUCAAAGCUCCAAAUGGACCACCUUAUGGCAGUCAAUCUCUAAUGAAGAUAGUAUAGCUGACAAUCUGGUGAUUCCUCAUCUUCCUGUGUCUCAAUCAGCUGCUGCAGUACUGCAGCGAAGAGAAAAUGCUAGUUUCCCAAAAUCAGUGGUAUCCAAAUCAGCUGAGGACACACGUCUACAUGAACUUUCUUCCUAUUACAUAGAUUGUGUGCAGAGAUGUAUUCUAAAGAAUGAAGGAAAUAAUUUCAGUGUAUCUGUGAUACCAAUGCCCACAUGUUCAACAGUAGAUCAGGAUGAAGUACAAGUGUUACUUAACCCAGUUAAGUUAUCCAAGUCAUUCAUGGAGCUCUCCCUGGAAUCACAGCUCUAUAGGACUGCCUUAGAUAGAGCCAUGAAAGAAUUAUGGCUGGAGUAUCAAGACCCCAUUCCUGUCUACACAGCAUUUCUCAUGCAGGCAGUUACCCUUGAUAAGCUCAAAACCAGGCUAAACUGGAGCAAUGAUCUGUGUGCAUAUGAAGAAAUUUUUCCCAGAGAUUCUCAAAGUAUUGAAAUUCUAAAUGUUAAACAAAAUGUCCAUGAAAAUAAAUCUGGAAAUAGUUAUUUAGAGGACCAGUCUGUUGAAGAUGAGGGACAAAAAAUAAGUUUGAGAGCAACCCCUAGUGAAAAGUUGGCGAGAUUCUCAGGUAUUAUAUCCCGUAAGUUGAGCUUAGUGAGAAAGUCAAAAAUGGCUUUAAUAACUUUACUAUCAAAGAAGUCAGAUACCAAGGAGUCAUCUGAAACUAAAGAGACUGUGGAACUGCAUCCCUUGAUUCCAUGUCUUGACAAAAGGUGGCACCAGCUUGGAUUUCAUCAUAGUUUGAAUGUAAACAAAAAUUUGGCGCAAGCUUUGAUGACAAAGCUGGUGAAAGAGGAACAACACAAACCAACACCAUUAACAGAGAACUUGGUCCUGGGGAAUAUUUCAUGCCUCUAUAGGAUAGAAAGAGAACUCUAUGGUGAACUUGAAAAGAAUGCAGCAACCUGUUUUGAGAGAUGGUGUCCUUAUAUUCAACAAAUUGCAGUUGACUGUGGGACUAACACUGAGAGAGCCAGAGACCAAGUCUGUGCUGUGGUUGAUGUUGCUAGCAAGGAAAUGUUGGCAUCCUUAGACAGCAUCAUAAGGGACACUGUCAGCAGGGAGUUUGUCAAUUUUACAGCUACUCAAGCUAUGCAGAAUUCUGUCAGCAAGGCUCUAGACACACUAAAGACUCCUGUAGCUGAUGAAAGUGAAACUGUAACCAGUUAUGAGAUAGACACAGCAGAACUCAUCAAAGAUUUCCUACCUUUGAGAAGAUACCUGACUGGUGUUACCAAAUGGGAGAGACUAAUAUCCAGAGAACUUGUACAGGCUAAUUUCCGUGAUAGAUAUAAACGAAAACAUAACAACUUUGCAUUGAUCACCUUACAACAUGUUCUUGAUUCAUACUCUGAGAAAGACCCUGACAUGUUAGACACUACACUCACAAAUGAUAAUCUUCAGCAGUUAGAAUGGAACAUUCUUCAGGAAAACACAAAGAUGAUUCCAAGCUGUUUUGGGAGGCUGACAACUUUUGUGUUGUUCUGUCUGACAGUCUUUUGCCUUGUCUAUGUCACUCUUAUUGGAGGCUCCUUGACUGUCACCCAGAUUCAGGAAUGGAUGUCUUGUUUCUGUAUUGGUGUUGCCCUCUAUGGAUUUGUUAUUGAGCCCUUUGUAGCUGUGGUUGGAUAUCUUAGCUACUAG
Molecule: messenger RNA, 4548 nt
Organism: Ylistrum balloti
Lineage: Eukaryota; Metazoa; Mollusca; Bivalvia; Pectinida; Pectinidae
Exons: 13
Coding region: 1-4548 (1515 amino acids)
Source: RefSeq, a predicted model, not a curated record